CCUGCCUUUGCGGAAGCCAGAGGAGCCGAGGCGGCGCUAAAUUAAAUUAGCAUACUAACUAGUUAGCAGUGCGCCGAUGUGGAUGGACGGAUGAACCGAGCCGCCUGAACAAACACACCGUCUCUACAGUCGACACAUCACCGGGACCGGGCUCAUUUAGUCGGGAUCAUCGUGCCGUCCGCCUGCCGAGGAGAUGGGGGACAAGGCGGGCACCAGAGUUUUCAAGAAGUCGAGCCCCAACUGUAAGGUGACAGUUUACCUGGGAAAGAGAGACUUUGUGGAUCACCUGGACCACGUGGACCCAGUGGAUGGAGUGAUCCUCGUCGACCCCGAGUACCUGAAGGACAGGAAAGUCUUCGUCACACUCACCUGUGCAUUUCGUUACGGCCGUGAGGACCUGGACGUCCUGGGUCUGUCCUUCAGGAAGGAUCUCUACAUCUCCACCUUCCAGGCUUUCCCUCCGGUGCCUGAGGAGAAGAAACCCAACAGUCGGCUGCAGGAGAGGCUGCUGAAGAAACUGGGCCAACAUGCACACCCCUUCUACUUCACUAUUCCUCAGAACCUUCCGUGUUCAGUCACUUUACAGCCCGGCCCAGAGGACACUGGGAAGGCCUGCGGUGUCGACUUUGAGAUCAGAGCUUUCUGUGCCAAGUCAAUAGAAGAGAAGAUUCACAAGAGGAACUCGGUGCGUCUGGUGAUCAGGAAGGUUCAGUAUGCUCCAGAGAAGCCUGGUCCUCAGCCGAUGGUGGAGACGACCCGAAGCUUCCUGAUGUCUGACAGAUCUCUACACCUGGAGGCGUCUCUGGACAAGGAGCUGUAUUACCACGGAGAGCCCAUCAGCGUCAACGUUCACGUCACCAACAACUCCACCAAGACCGUCAAGAGAGUCAAGAUCUCUGUGCGUCAGUAUGCAGACAUCUGUCUGUUCAGUACUGCCCAGUAUAAAUGUCCAGUGGCCCAGCUGGAGGCAGACGACCAGGUGUCGUCCAGCUCCACCUUCUGUAAGGUGUACACUCUCACCCCGACGCUCGACAAGAACAGAGAGAAGAGAGGACUCGCUCUGGACGGCAAGCUCAAACAUGAAGACACCAACCUGGCCUCCUCCACCAUUGUGAAGGACGUCACCAACAAGGAGGUCCUGGGGAUCCUGGUGUCCUACAGAGUCAAAGUCAAGCUGGUGGUCUCACGUGGAGGAGACGUGUCGGUGGAGCUGCCCUUCAUCUUAAUGCAUCCUAAACCUGUGGAGCCGCCGCUGUCCCGCCCACAGUCAGCUGUGCCAGAGAUGGACCCCCCCAUCGACACCAAUUUGAUAGAAUUUGACACAAACAGCAUCUCCCAGGACGACGACUUCGUUUUCGAGGACUUCGCCCGCCUGCGGCUCAAAGGCGUCGUGGAUGACAAAGAUGAGGACUGCUAGGAGCUCGCCAACCCUUCAUAUGCUCGCUUCGGAAACCACACACACACACACACACACACACUCACUCUCUUACACACACUCUUACACACUCCUACACUGUUCACGUUACAUUCCCCAGUGGAGGGGAUGGAUGAGGGCAUGUUCAGGACGGAGGGGGGGGGCUCGCUGGUGUUCUUCCUCUCUUGCUUCAGCCAUUUUUGUCAUGCCGCCGCCAUUUUUCGCCGCUGUCUUCUCCAUCUGUCUGUCUGUUUCUCUUUUUGCUGAUAAACUCUAAAUGUUGAGCAGCUGCAGGACAGAUGAGGCGGAGCGGAUCGAGUGAAGGAACGAUCCAUCAGCUGACGCAGAAGGAAAAAAAAAGACGUGUAGGAAGCUGCAGCGCUCGUUCCUGCUUUUACUUUGAAAUCUUUUUUUGAAUGUCGACCGUUUCCACGGCGACGAUCAUCGUCUUGUACAAACAGAAUAUAUAUUUGAAACAUAGAAAAAAAUGUACGAGCAGUUGAGAUCCGUGUCCCAUGGUGAUCGCCGCUUUUCUUCUUCGAGUAAAUUAUUCCUGUAGAUGCUUUUUACAUCAUGGCUGCAAGGGGAGGACACACACACACACACACACACACACACACACACACACUCUGCAGUCUUACACAGAUUUCACCAGCAUCCUCUCUCGUCACUCUGAACCCUGUUGUCCAUUUUGUCUCAUGUUCGUUCUGUCAGCUGCACUGUUUGUUUCUUCGGCUUUUAUUUUGAAAGAACCAUUCCAGCGUUGAUGGAGAGUUUCCUUUUUGUUUCGAACACUUUCUCAAGUUAACAAAUCAGUUUGUUUAUGUUCAAAGUUUUUUUCUUUCUGUCAUCAGAUUUCAUGACAACAAAAGCAAAACAACCUGUUAGUCCGUCCCUCAGUACUGUCUGACUUCCUGUCUGUGUCAUCGGUUCCUGUGGAAGACGGAAACCUUUAGAAACAAAACUAAUUCAAUUUAAAAUUGAAUUAAUUUAAAAUGACAAAAGUUUAUCCUACAGGACAGGAACAUUUGUCAUUUUGGGACUUUGGACUUUGUGUCAAAUUCUUAAAUUAACAAACAAUCACAUCAAAAGACAAAAAGCAACAAAAUGUUUCGUCAAAAACAAAAACGUAAAACCGUUCUUUCUUUAAACAUCUCGGCACCAUCACGUUUCAGUAAAUGUUUCUCAAAGAGCAGGAUUUGUUGGUUUAUAUAAAAUACGGAGUUUCAAGAAAUCAAAAUAUUCUGAGAAAAAAGUUGUGAAAUUUCAAGAAAAAGAAAUCUAAUUCAUGUGUUCCUUAGAAAUACCAAAAAUAAAAUUAUUUUACAAAGAAAUAAAGAAAUCCCACGAAAGACCAAACGUGUUUAAUUUUUAAAUAAAAGUUCAAUAAUUUUGAAAACAUGCAUCCAUCGACCUAAAGAAAAAUAUAGAUCUUGAAGACUCGACAGACUGAAGGGAAAAAUUAGAUUUCAAGAAAUAAAUUUAAAAUACUUUGAGAAAAAUAAGUUGAGAAAUUUCCAGGAAUAAAAAUGUAUUUGUUUCGUUAAUUCCAUAAAUACUCUGAAAAAAGUUGUAAUUCUACAAGAAAAAUAACAAAAAUAACUCCUGAACAUUGAAGACGAGAAGACCAACGUCUCAUUUUUUGAAAAGCAGUUCAGUUCAUGUCUGAAACUUUUUGUAUUCACUGAUUUAAAGAAAAAUAAAAUAAUAUGGAGUAUAAGAUUCACUGCAGGAAAAAAUUUGAUUUCAAGGAUUAAAUCAGUAAAAUUUUAGGGAAAAAGUCCUGAUGUUACAAGAAAAAGAUUCAAGAAAAUAAAAUCUGCUUUUUAAAAAAGUAUUUCAAGUUUUACAAGAAUAAAGUUGUGAUUUUACAACAAAAAAAACUCCUGCACAUCAACAACUGUCACAACAAUGUGUUUCAUCAAAAAAUAAAAAGAAGUUUAGUAACUUGUGAAAACAGAUUAUUUUAGGAGAAUAAAUAUCACAAAAAUAAAGUUGCAGUUUCACAAAAAAAUAAAUAUUUUCAAAUAUUUGUAGCACAGUUGGAGUUUGUUCCUGCUGACGAUGAACUCCUCAAAAAUAUAAAGUUUCACUUUUGAACAACAUCAGGUAUCACAGGUGUCUAAAGUAGUUUUGUCCCGAUCCAAAUAAGAUUAUAUAUAAAAUUAUUUUGUUUAAGGGAAAUUAAAAUGUUGUUGGUAUCACUACAGUGGAUGUGACAUUUGAAUAAUGUUAUUUUGAUAUUCCAGUCUCUGGGUUUCCACCUGUUGGAGCAAAAACAAGUAUCAGCAGCUUUUUCAAAGCGUAAAAUUGAAAAAUCAGAGAAAUUUUGACACCAUUUUGUCUAUAAACUUCAGAAAUGUGUGUUCGACACGGAGGAAGACGUUACAUCAGACUCAGGUCACAGACAUUGUUUAGAUCUGAUCAUUUAAUUUGUUGACAAUAAGAAAAAUCUAAAAUCUCAUCAGACUUUACGUUUUAUUUUUUCUUGGUGCAGCAAGUUGAAAAGAUUUUCUCAAAUCAGGUUUUUGAUGCGUCUCCUUCUGGUUUAGUUGAUAUCAGGGACGUUUAUCACGAUUUGUUCUUUAUUUCUUCACUAAUUUAAAUUUUCUUUUAAAAAUGACUCGUACUCAAUUUAUUAGAAAUGUUUGAAAGUUGUCGACCAGCAACAGGCUGCAAAACAGAGCCAAUUAAACAUUUAUUUUCACUCAGUUUUUCCAACGUUUAAAUGUCACUUCACUUUCAAAUAUUAAACAUUGAAACAUUUCAAACACCAAAUCGUCUCCUCUCCCGUAAAGAACGAGCACUCUGAUGACGCUGGAAUUGUUUUUUAAAACACGGCUCACACUUAAGACCCGAGUCAGACCUGAAGUCACUCGACUCCAAACAUGAGUUGAGUCUUGUCGUUCAGCAGACUAAAAUAUUUGACCUUCAUGUGGUGUAUGGAAGACCUGUUUGUGCCAAUGUGAUGAAAAAGAAAAAAAGAUCCUGUCACUGAGAAACUUUGACAAAAUGACUUGACUUCCUAAAGUAAUGAAUUAAUAUCUAAAGAUAAUGAAAUAAUAUUUCAAAAUGAUAAACUGUUUCAAAAUUACGUAAUAUCUCAAAAUAAUGAGAAACUUCCUCAAAAUAAGUUUUUUCCAAAUAAGAGUUUCUGAAAAAAAGAAACUUUCAAAAAAAAAAAAAAAAAUGACGUUCGUAUCUCAAAGUUUAUUAGUUUGAGUUACUGAGUUACUAUUUUGAGAAAGUUUCUUGUAAUUUCCAUAAAGUUUCUUAUUAUAAUGACCGACGGAAUCUUUUCAUCUUAUUUUAAUUUUCUUUUCUUUGAGGGGUGGAAAUGGUCUUCCAUAGCUUUCUGUUGAUUUGGUCUGUUCACACCUUACGACCAUUUUAAGUGGAAUUCUGAGGCUCAGAGUCGCUCUGAUUUCAGUUCUUAUGUUCUGAAGUGCUUUAAAAACCGCACUCUUACGGAGUAGUAACGUCUGUUUGUUUAUUCAGAAUAAAUCUGACCAAUCACAGCGGGCGGUUCACUGAGUCAGUGACUUGAUCCCACCUGAUUCAAAUGGUCACUGUCGGCUGUUAAAGGGAAAUACUGCUGUUUUCUUUUUGUUUAUUCUCAUCAUCUCUCAGCCAUUGAAUCGAAAAGCAUUUUUGAGUAAACUUUAGUUUGUUUUUGAAGGUCGAGACGUGUCCUGUAACGUAGAGACGGUAAAACUGUAAACUGCGUUGUGCCUUCUGGAUCUCACUGUUGCCAACAAGACGAUCUCUUCAUGAGGCCAGUUUAUUGUUUAUGUGAAUAUUGUGACUUAAAAACUUCAGUGGAAAGUUUUAAUGUUACGUGGUGGUAAACUGCAGGAAACUACUGUAAGUCGGAAAAAAGGCGGGAAAAAGUCAGUUAUCACGUUGACGUCAUUAUAAUUAUCAUCUGUCCAUAUAGGCCUACUGCAGCUGAACUGUAUCAGAGAUGAUUCACAGUUAUGUCUAAAAAAAAAAUAAAUAAAUAAAUAAAAUUUUAAAUAAA
Epinephelus lanceolatus (giant grouper) is the source of this 5435-nucleotide messenger RNA. RefSeq names its product arrestin, beta 2a (gene arrb2a). Lineage: Eukaryota; Metazoa; Chordata; Actinopteri; Perciformes; Serranidae. Gene Ontology annotation, biological process: positive regulation of ERK1 and ERK2 cascade; G protein-coupled receptor internalization; signal transduction. Gene Ontology annotation, cellular component: cytoplasm. The record is from RefSeq and is a predicted model, not a curated record. Gene Ontology annotation, molecular function: angiotensin receptor binding.